CUACCAACCACAACACAACCAGACGAAAGCAGCAAGUAGCAAAUUAAUCCAACUAACACAAAUGGAUAUUUAUAAAGGGGUUGGAUCUGGCGUCUUCAUGGGGUGGGCCGGGAAGCUGCUCGAAGCUGUUUAAUUUGUUGGAGUCUUUGCUUGGGACGAUCCGCAGGACGACGAUGACAGGGUUGCUGACGAGGCUUGCAAAAAGUCUACUGCUACUUGAAUAUAUUAAGGGAGAGGUAUGUACUGAUUGGUUGAUUGAACCUUUCUAACUCUUUUCUAAAAUCUAGUAUUUAUCAUUAUUGUUCAAGGGUUGACUUACGACCAGCCAAUUAGUAGUAGCAAGCUAAUUUUAUUAUUCAGUUAUUUGCUGCAAGUAGACAACACAUCAGAAGCGUUAUUUGGUGAAGUAUUGAGCCAUUGCCCUCAUCCAUUCGUGACCUAUGCGGCCCGAAAGAAACAUUUCGUCAGAUGAAUUCUAGCUUAGUGUCACCACCAUUCACCACGUCCAUCGUCUUCCUCCAGCCUCUUCCCCUGUCCUUCUACCUGAGAGCUUAGCAUUCCAAUCCAUGGCAAAUCCAUGGGGAAUUCAAGCAGUAGGCUCGAGCAUCGUCAUCAUGGGUUGGCUGCUGUCACCCAUACUCAGCUUCCUUGUGAACAAGUUCUUUGCCAACCUCUCCUUUGACACAUCAAGAAAGCUUCGGAAGCUGGAGAUCGACACUAUCCCAAGCCUCAAGGAGACGCUGAGAAAAGUGGAGGAGCAGAGUAUGCUCGGAGAAGUGAAAGGCAAGGGAUCUGAAUCUGAUCUCGCGACGCUCAGGAAGAUAGAAGAUGAUCUCAAGUCCGCCCUGUACGAAGCCGAAGACAUACUGGAUCUGGUCGAUUAUUACCGGAUCGAGAAGAAAGUCAAGGGGGAUGGCCCCAGCUGGAUCUCAAGGGCUGCUGGGGCUUGCAUCACCCGCUGCAAGGGGACCUGGUUGAUCUUCCCUAGAUGCAUAGAGAGGAUUCGAGCUGCACUAUUGCAGUGCGCCAAGGGAUUGUGCUGGCUGGGCGCCACCCUAUGCAGAUCUGGUGAGCAACUACCAGUUUCCCAAAGGCCCUCCGACUCCAAUCCCGUGAUGCAGAAGCUCCGUGCCAUGGACAUCAAGGCCCUCUGUCAAUCCAUGAUGAGGUGGUUAGCCGAAACGUAUGUGGCUGCUUGUCAUUAUCGGGACUUGUCAUAUGAAGUGGUUGGCGUCAACAAAACAAACAAGGAUGACAUUGCAGUAGAUGUUUUCUUCCUUACUAUCGAUGGAAAAAGCUUGAGGAAAAGAAUAGAGGAUAUAGAAAAUAUUUUCAAUGACUUGAAAAACUCACCUCUGCUGAGUCAGCAAUGCAGCAGCAGCAGCGAAAUUCCAGCCAAGAGUACUAGCGAAAAGAGCAGCAGACAGGAGCAGAUUGUCGACUCGCACAUAAUGAUAUUACAGAAGGUAUUCGGUAGAGACAAGGAGCGUAAGGAUAUAUCUAGAAAGCUUCGCGAGGGACCAGAUGGUUAUGGACUAAGCUCCAAUAGUAGUAGACCUUACUCGGUGAUUGGUAUACAUGGCAUUACAGGGUCCGGGAAGAGUACCUUGGCGCAAUAUGUUUGUGAGUAUGAGAAGAAGGCUCAAGACAAGCAUUUUGAUCUUAUCAUGUUCAGUCAUGUGUCUACAACUUUCAGAGUGGAUAAGAUAUUCCGUGAUAUUCUAGAGCAGAUAACGAAAGUCCGGCCCUCCGAUACUGAACGCCUUCAAAACAUACAAAAAGAGGUGAAGGAAAAACUGCAAGGCAAACGUUUCUUGUUAGUACUGGAUGAUCUCUGGGUCAAUAAUGACAAGCAGAUGGAACAGGAUAUUCUACUUGAUGCCCUUGAUGUUGGGCAGAGUGGAAGCAGAAUCCUGGUGACGGCUCAAAGACAAGAUGCGGCUGCAGCUCUAGGAUGUGCUCAGGAGCAAAUUCCAAUACCUGAUCUGGAAGAGGAGGAGUACUUAUCGUUGUUCAUGCAUCAUGCACGAUCAGGUGCAAUCGGUAAUGAUACAGAAUAUGAAAGGAUUGGAAUCAAGAUUGCGAACAAGCUACGCCGCUCACCCAUUUCUGCAGUAACAGUAGGAAAGCAGCUUCGGAGGAAUACAAGGAUCGGUUUCUGGGAAGCAACAGCGAACGAUGUCGUGCUGAAUGAGACCAUGGGAGCUCUGUGGUGGAGCUAUCAGCAGCUUGGUGCUGACACCAGGCGAUGCUUUGCAUACUGCAGCACUUUCCCCAGAGGAUACAAGUUAAAACGAGAUGAGCUGGUUCGCAUCUGGAUAGCACAGGGGUUUGUAAACGCCAAUAGCGAUGAAAAAGGGGAAUUGGAAGAUGUAGGCAAUCACUACUUUGAUGAGUUACUGACAUUCUCAUUUCUGAUGCAAGUGCAACGAAAAUUCACAACUCAUGACCUGCUACACGAGUUGGCUGAGAGGGUUGCCGGAAGUGAUUUCCAUAGAAUUGAUUUGAAUGGCUCACCAAAAGAUAUUCCAGCAGGGGUUCGCCAUGUUUUCAUCGGGGCCAACAAUGGAGCAAAGGUUGUCGUGGAGAAAAAUCUGGACUUCAGAAAUUUACGCACCCUGAUCAUUAAGGAGCGCUAUACAGGUACAGAUAGAACGACGCAACCCAUGGAUGACUUAGAAGAAGUCUUUCAUUGGUUGUUCAUGAGGCUGAAGGAACUGCGGGUGCUGAUCGUUAAACUCAAUCAUGGGCCGAAAGUGGUGUCGGUCCCAGCAUCUAUUGAUCAGAUGAAGCAUCUGCGUUAUCUUGGCCUUCGUUUUCCCGGUGACAAGUUGAUUUUGCCAAGCACAUUUAGCAAGCUUUACCAUAUGCAGACCAUAUUUGUCAAACGUGAUUCCUCUUACAUGCGGGUAUCUUGUCCUGAAGAUAUGGCUAAUCUCAUACAUUUGCGGCACGUCACUGCUUGGAUGCCUUUCCCCAACGUUCACAGGCUGACGUCACUCCAAACGCUGACACACUUUGAUGUAAAGGAGGAACAAGGGUACGAGUUGAAGCAGCUGAAGCACCUAAACAAGCUUCGGGGCGCUCUGCGGAUAUGGGGUCUUGAGAUUGUGGGAAGCAAAGAGGAAGCUCUCGAAGCUCAGCUAGCCUGCAAGCAGCGACUCACAAAACUGGUGCUGCGGUUCAGUAAUGAUACCUGCAACCCAGACGUCACAGCAGAGGUGCUUGAGGGCCUUUGCCCCCCGAAGGAUCUUGUGGAUCUCACUAUCCAGUUCUACAAGGGUUCAAGGUAUCCUAGCUGGAUGUUGAGUCGGCAGCACCCAGACGCCCCAAAGCACCUGCAAAAACUUAGGCUCGCUUUUAAUUCCAUCCGAUUAGCAUCUAUUCCUGAAGAUAGCGAGCUCUUCACGCAUCUGCGUGAGCUCCGCAUUUCUCAUUGUGACUGGGACCGCUUGCCGGGAAAUAUGGAGCAUCUGGUGUCACUCCAGAAUUUGAUUAUUCGUGGAUGCGAUGAGAUGAAGCUCCUUCCGACGCUGCCCCAGUCUCUUCGGAUGAUUCAAAUCAGUUACAGCGACGUGCUCCGUACAACCUGUAAAGAAGAGGGACACCAAAAUUGGCAAAAGAUCCAGCACAUUCCAGAGAAGAAUUUUUUUAUAAGGAAGCUGAGCUCAGGCGGUAAUGCUCUUGGGCACCUUCCCUUUCUAAUACUACGAAGAUGCAUAUAUGUAGGAGUAUCCAAUUGUAAUGAGGCCUUGACUGACCCUUGUUACGUUCGUGAUUCCAUCUGUGAAGCAGAGCACACAUCGGGAGACGAGUCCGUGUCGGGAACGCUCGGCCGGCCAGUAUAACGGUCCAGAUCACACACCAAAGUGCAGUCCGCAUGGCGUGUGUGGUGUGUCCCGGCCCUUGACUGUGGGUUUCUGCUUUGCUUCCUUCGUUCCUUCCUGCCUGUGUGCGCUUACUUAUUCUAGUUUGUUUACUGCAUUCCGUGAGCGAAUCUUUUGAUUGAAUAAUCAAGCGAACAUCUGUAUUUGUCCUCUGCAUUGGUGUUUGCAAGAGAAACUCUGU
Messenger RNA from Panicum virgatum (switchgrass), 4068 nucleotides. Its product is annotated as putative disease resistance protein RGA3. The coding region runs from base 567 to 3848 and encodes 1093 amino acids. The transcript is spliced from 3 exons. The record is from RefSeq and is a predicted model, not a curated record. Lineage: Eukaryota; Viridiplantae; Streptophyta; Magnoliopsida; Poales; Poaceae. Gene Ontology annotation, molecular function: ADP binding; ATP hydrolysis activity. Gene Ontology annotation, biological process: defense response to other organism.